CUGCGUGACGUCAGCAUUUUUCCCCUGUUCCUCUCGUCAAACAGUCGAGCGAAAACGCGUCUGUUUCGGGCAUUUAAAAUCCACAUCUAGGAAGAGUCGCUGCAGCACAUCCCUGGGGGAAGAACCUGAACACUGCAGAUCACAUCAAGUGAACAAAAAUGAAUGUGGAUCAUGAAGUCACACUCCUUGUCAAUGAGAUUCACAGGCUUGGCAGCAAAAAUACAGAUGGUAAAAUCAGUGUCAAAUUCGGUGUCCUGUUUAACGAUGACAAGUGUGCCAACCUCUUUGAGGCACUGCUUGGGACACUCAAAGCAGCCAAGCAGAAGAAGAUCGUCACAUUUCCGGGCGAGCUUUUACUUCAAGGAGUUCAUGACAACGUUGAUGUUAUAUUACUGCAGGAAUAAUCUGACAAACAAUCCUGUAUCUUCUUUGUAUAUGGUGCUUUAAGACCAAGAGUCUUGUUCUUUAAUGAGCAGUGGCAUUACCAUAUCACCAGUUGAUUUUUGUUAAGUUAUGUAUGUGAUAACCAUUUAGAUGUGUGAGUGCAAAACAAUUCUAUAUACUUUUGUCCUUCCGAAUAGAAUUUUGUUAACAAGGUUAGGCUCUUUUUAAACUUUACAUCAAUAUAAAUCCUUUUUUAUAUACUGAUUUGUAAUGAGUUGUUUCAAAAGAGAUAGCCAAGGACUUGUCAUUACAAUACUAUUAUUAUGAAAAUGACUAUCAGAUUUAUUUGUGCCAAAUGAUAAGUAAAUUAUCUGUGUUUUAUAGGUAAUCUAGAGAGUUAUAUUAAAUUAACUAUUUACUAUAAAAUUGCUUUCUUAACAUAGAAACCUUACCCUAUAAUUAAAUAGUUUAUGACAAAAUUGUGGCACAAUUUUUAUAACGAUUACUGUAUUAAUAAAUCACAGAUAUCUCAAGCACAACGCAUUAUUUUGUUACUGGUGUAAUUC
Molecule: messenger RNA, 950 nt
Organism: Clarias gariepinus (North African catfish)
Lineage: Eukaryota; Metazoa; Chordata; Actinopteri; Siluriformes; Clariidae
Product: costars family protein ABRACL
Exons: 4
Coding region: 159-404 (81 amino acids)
Biological process (GO): regulation of actin filament-based process
Source: RefSeq, a predicted model, not a curated record